Acipenser ruthenus (sterlet) is the source of this 1010-nucleotide messenger RNA. RefSeq names its product marginal zone B- and B1-cell-specific protein-like. Gene Ontology annotation, biological process: regulation of B cell proliferation. The coding region runs from base 160 to 669 and encodes 169 amino acids. NCBI's taxonomy places the organism in Eukaryota, Metazoa, Chordata, Actinopteri, Acipenseriformes, Acipenseridae. Gene Ontology annotation, cellular component: extracellular region; endoplasmic reticulum chaperone complex. The record is from RefSeq and is a predicted model, not a curated record. The transcript has 4 exons.
CAGUUGCGUAUACCCAGCUCAACUUCCUUUACGUACGCAACACGCUUCAAACUCCCAUUGGUGCUCACUUGUUUGUUGCUCUGCUUUCCUCCUUCCGCGGUGUAUUUUUAACUAAUUCAGAUUUUAAACAGGGCAGCUACAAGUGUACAUCUUGGUAAAAUGAGGGCUGUAUUCUCUUUGCAUUUCUUAAUACUGUCAACUUUGUGCGGCCUGUUUACAGCAGACGAACAGCAUGAAAAUAUUGUUAUGAAAGAACCUGACUCAUCAGGAACAAUACGUUUCACAGCUCCAAAAUUAAACGCAGAGGACGAACACUCAGAUCAUAUGCCUGGAUAUCUGAAGUGUGAUGCCUGUAAAGCUAUUGCAUUUCAGAUGAAAGACUAUCUUGUAAAAGCAGAGUCCAAGAGGACAGCAGUGAAGGGUAAAGGAGCAGCUUUGAGUGAAUCGGAGUACGUGGACACUUUGGAACACUGCUGCUCUCAGAAGUGGGAACAGUAUGGUCUGAAAGAGGUGCAUGGUUUCAAACGUCUUUCUGGGCCUGGAUUGGAGACAGCAGAUAAGAUGGGUAUGGUCAUGUAUGGAGGACCUUGGCCAAAAAGGUUGAUCAAAACCCCUCAGACCCCUGAAAUUAGAGUUAGUGGCAGCACACGUGGCUUGGGAAGAAUCUAAUAGAACAGUAUUGAUACAGAGCAGAAAGUUCAGCCAACUGGCCCAGUAAGUACUACUUCAUUAAGACAUGCAGAAUGAUUCUGUGGGUAAUACAAACCGAUCUGCUUAACAUGACUGAUAGAGAGGUAGGUUGUGCCUGAGGCUGUAAACUGUAGCGGUGAAUGGUAUUAAUACAAGAUCAACAGAUGGGGACACAGAAUCGAGUUCCCCUUCGGAUAACCCUGAACUGAAUGUCUAGUGAAGUCAAAGUAAAGUAAUCUGUAGUUUGGUUAAUGUGCUGCAGGGCAUUGUUACCCCAACAGAUUUACCGUUAGGUAAAUGUAUCUGUCUUCUGCUUUCAU